AUGUCAUCGUCAACAGUAGCACAAGCAAUUGUAAGUGCUACUCAAAAAUAUACUAUUUCGGUUUACUUUGUGGUCUUAAUUGGUGGUAUCAUUGGUAAUCUAUUUAACAUUGUGAUUUUUAGCGGCUUAAAGAUUUUUCGACGAAAUCAAUGUGCUUUUUAUCUCAUUUUUGGAUCUAUAGCUGACUUCUUAUUAUUAAUAAUUGUGUUACCAUUUCGUAUCACUCAAUUUGCUUUUGGUUAUGAUCCAACACUACUAUCUCUGGCAUGGUGUAAAAUACGAUUUGGUGUUGUUUCAAUGUUGUCAUUGUUAUCAUUCACCGCAGUAUGUUUUACUGCUAUUGAUCAGUAUCUAUCUACUCAUUACCUCCCGCAGGUAAGACAAUUAAGUAGUUUUAAAAUGGCUCGUCGUCUUGUUUGUAUUGCCCUUAUUACUUGGAGUUUACAUAGUAUUCCAUUUUAUAUCUUUUUUGAAAUUCAACCAACGCUCGGUUGUGAUGUUUAUAAUUUGGGAUUUUCACGUUAUUAUUCAUUGGUGCAUUUUUGUGUACUCAGUGGGAUUCUACCUAUAACAACAUCUGGAUGCUCUGCGAUGCUUGCCUAUCUCAAUGUUCGUCGCAUUAUAAGACGUCAAGUACCGUUAGUUCAACGGAAAUUAGACCGACAACUAACCACUAUGAUUUUAACCCGAGUGGCAUUUUUACUUUUUAUGACCUCACCUUUUGUGAUCUUUCGUAUUUACCAGCUUAAUCAACCUGCUACUUCUUCAACUGACCGUGUUAAAGUAGCAGUUGAAAAAUUAGUAUUAAGCAUAACCACAUCUUUGUUUUAUACUAAUUCUGGAGGUACUUUUUAUGUAUUUCUAUUGGUUUCGAAUCGGUUUCGUCAGCAAGUCAAACGAGCUGUGACAAAAAAUAUCUGGAAAAAGAUAUCUGAUUUUGUAAGACAUGGUAAUACAAUUCAAAAUCAAGUUGCGCCUGCAUCGGAUGGGAUAGAUAUUGACCUCGAACCACAAUCGCAUUGA
Molecule: messenger RNA, 1023 nt
Organism: Rotaria socialis
Lineage: Eukaryota; Metazoa; Rotifera; Eurotatoria; Philodinida; Philodinidae
Source: the annotation of a GenBank genome assembly